AUGUUUGCGCUUGUUGAAAGGACCAUCUCUGGUGAUCCACAGGCCAGGACCAUCAGCCCAGCCGAUGAGGACACAAGCAUCGAGAUCGGUGAUGUGGCGGGCUCCGAAAUUGAUGGCAUCACCACCAUUUCUUUCACGUGGACUGUGUCUGCUGGCAACAUCCCAGUGGACCUCUCAAGUGGCGCCAUUGCCCUGAAUGCAGCCUUUGGAGGGUCGGAUGCGCUGGUGCGCCAUGAGUUCACGGAUCGGAUAGGAUUCUCAGUCGACUUCCUUUCUGGCAGUGAUGGUGGCGAGAGUCUGCCUGCUGCAGAUGGUGACGAGCCAUCCUCUCCUGCAGAUGAGGACACUACUGCUGGCACAGGUGCUGGUACAGGUGGCAAUGCGCAAGUAGAUGGCGAUGACGAUGCCAUGUCAGCUGCCUCCAGCUCCUGUCCGAGUUCUGAGCUUCCAGGCUACAGUUGUGUCAUCUCGGUGCCAGGGCUUGACAGAAUGCGACUUCACUACAUUUCUGGGCCCACAACGGGGAACGACGCAAUUCCGACCCUCACCGCGAGCGAGAUUCGGUUUGCUGUCGAGGGUGCCACCUCUGGAUGGGUAGGAAUAGGAUUUGCAGAGCAAUCAGGCGCUAUGGCCCCCUCCGAUUGCGUUGUUGGCUGGGUGGAAGACGGCGUGCCAGAUGUCAGGCCAUAUCGAGUGAUGUCUAGAAGCAUCAGCCCUGGUGAUGAAGACACUAGCAUCAUCAUCACUGAUGUGGCAGCUUCUGAAGUGGAUGGCAACACAACCAUUGCAUUCACGUGGAAUGUGGCUAGCGGCAAUGUUCCGGUGGAUCCUUCCAGUGGUAUCGUGCUCAUGAAUGCAGCCCUGGGAGGAUCGGAUGGGCUUGUGCAGCACGGACCCGGAGAGCGGUCGUCCUUUUUGCUGUCUGGCGUCGGUGUGAAUAACGACAUUACUCGUUACUACAAGGCACAUGGAGCUCUCAUGAUAAUUGCCUGGCUACUGUGCAUUCCAGCAGGCAUCCUGUGCGCGCACCACAAAUGGUGUCUGAAGGGCAUCGGAACGAAAGGUCUGUGGUUUCAGAUACACCGUGGACUUCAGGUUGUGGGGAUAAUGGCGACCAUCGCAGCUUUUGGCAUCGCUGUGAACAAGUUUGAAUGCUGCAAGACUGAGGACGGUGAUCGCCACAAGCCGCUGGGGGCGACAGUGUUCGCGAUGAGCCUCAUGAAUGUGGUGCUGGGGUUGUUCCGCCCUGGCACUGAGGCCCCGCGGAGGUGGAUGUUUAACUACGCACAUUACUUCUUCGGCUACGGCUCCUUCGUCCUGGCCAUACCCACCGUGUUUCUGGGCAUCUUUGCCUACGACGACCUGACGACCGAGGGUGUCUCAACAUGGGUCGUCCUGGCAGUAGUGGCCCUCGCAGGACUUGGAGGGCUGUAUGUGUGCAUGGAAGUCGUCCGAUGGUUCAUGGGCGGCGACGACACUCGGAAGCCGACCCCAUCCACAGUUCAACUCACCAUGCCCGUCACGUCAAACCAACCCCAACCUCAAGAAGUCAACGGGGACAAGUGGAAGGGGGCGGUCUAG
Molecule: messenger RNA, 1581 nt
Organism: Ostreobium quekettii
Lineage: Eukaryota; Viridiplantae; Chlorophyta; Ulvophyceae; Bryopsidales; Ostreobiaceae
Source: the annotation of a GenBank genome assembly